AUGGAGCCACUCAUUGUCGACCAAGCUGGCAUCAUCUGGAACCCAGGCGUUCACCGACGUUUUCCAUGGCUUGGCAUCAUCCCGUUGGUCUUGAGUAUAUGCUGUACAGGACUCGCCAUUGGAGUCGUUCUUCAGAGCAGCGGCCAGCCAGAGGCGGACUGGUCUGGACACAGACAACCAGGUGUGCUCUUGGCCUACACCUCCACUCUUGCAAACGCCUUGACUGGCCUUGCUUUCGCUCAAGCAGCCGUGGUUUUCUUUUGGACACAGGCUGUGCAGCCAAUGCCAGUCAGCAACCUGCACUAUAAUUGGGCAAGCUCUUCGAGCGUCAUAGGAGCUUUCAGAUCACUUUGUCGCAAAAAAGCCAUCCGAGCAAGUAUAGUGACUAUCAUUGUGACUAUCACGAGCUUCCUGCGCGGUCCUCUGAUGCAAAGAGCCUCCUUUGUCCAGAUCGUGGAUGUGUCUCAUAACGGUACUGUCGAUCUUCAAGUAAAGCAUAAUAUCAGCGAUACUUGGGGAGGUACGGUAGACGGGCGGGACACCAGAAACGUCAUGUUCACUUCAGAAUUUGCACAAGUAACCCGGGAUUUCCAAGCUAAAGCCCCCAUCCACAUUGAAGGGGCCUCGUGUGAGAAUUGCACGUUGACUGUCAAGGCCUUCGGGUUCGAUGUUGAUCACUGUGAAGAGCUGACUUCUUCACCAACGAACUAUAACCUUACGGUUGGCCUGGCGACGAUUGGGAACGUAUCACGCAUCUUCGAGUCCGCGAUCGAUGUCUGGUUUGAACAUCGAUCCUUUACCGGGCUUAACAUUUCCACAAAACGCAAAGCGCACUCAGACGGUGGUGAUGAGGCGUGGUCGCAGGCAUGUUCCGGCAAGCUAGUAGGCCAAACUUGCAUCCUUGUACCCUCCGUAGUGGCGUACAACAUCUCUAUUACGGGAGGACAUGCAUCCUUCCAGACAGACAGCUGGAAAGAUGAUCGCGUUGUGGAGCAUAUAAAUUUGACAUGGCCCGUAUCGAGUGUAGGUUCGGGUAUAACUAUCCUGCCUCUCCAGGUCGUUGGGUCAACCCUCUUCAACUCAAUCGCCGAGGUGUGGUGGUCAGGCGCAGUGGGCUGGGCAACCAAGGCCGACGGACUUACAGCCAACUUAUACACGGGCAACUGGUCCGCGGCUCGGUUUCCCUGCCAUCAAUUCUAUCUAGACCCCAUGGAUGACAUAAUUAACAGCUACCGCGAACUGGCAUUCCGCAUGUCGGUCCACGCAGCCAAUAACCCUGGCCAUGACUCCCUGGGCGUCCCGCUCCCACGUGAAGAACAAAAGGGGAUUCCGUAUACAAGUCACCUCACACAAGUCCAGUACGCCGCCGCUAUCCCGGAACUGCUCCUCGCAGUAGCCGUCAGCCUCGCCGGACCGGUGGCUACCAUGGCACUGCUUUGGGGGUGGUGGAGACUAGGCAGGAAUUUUUCCAUGAGUCCACUGGAACUUGCUUAUGCGUUCACUUCUCCUCCCCCCGAAAAGGGGCCCUACGGAAAGUCCUCGAUAACACUGUCAUCGGACUCGAAAAGUGACCUGGGUUACCAUGGCGGCGGCGGCGGCGGCGUUACUACUACGCAACAGGAGAACGAAGCAAGUGGAAUGGAUGGUCUCUUUGCCGAUUGCGACAGUAACGCUUCAGCUGGUGAACUGGCUGAUCACUUCCGCAACAAAGGGAAGGCCUCCGGAGGAGGAGGAGGAGGAGGAGGAGGAGAGCCAAAGAUACAAUAUGGUGUUGUGAACGGCGAAGGGGGUCGUUUUUCUUUUGCUGUUGUAGAGGGCUUCUAG
Neurospora crassa OR74A is the source of this 1824-nucleotide messenger RNA. RefSeq lists its product as hypothetical. Bases 1 to 1824 code for a protein of 607 amino acids. The transcript is spliced from 6 exons. NCBI's taxonomy places the organism in Eukaryota, Fungi, Ascomycota, Sordariomycetes, Sordariales, Sordariaceae. The record is from RefSeq and is a predicted model, not a curated record.